This is a messenger RNA of Aedes albopictus (Asian tiger mosquito), 1513 nucleotides long. RefSeq lists its product as uncharacterized. The record is from RefSeq and is a predicted model, not a curated record. NCBI's taxonomy places the organism in Eukaryota, Metazoa, Arthropoda, Insecta, Diptera, Culicidae. The transcript has 2 exons. Bases 8 to 1513 code for a protein of 501 amino acids.
AGGUAACAUGAUUAGUAUACGUCUGGCCGAAGCCAGUGAUACUGCCCUCGUUCAAGUCCGUCGACAAUUACAGCCCUGCCACCUUUGCAUCCAACAACCGCAACACACGACUCGCGGCCGUUCAAGUUUCGGGCCUCGAACAUCACCGAUCAGCGAUUCCUGCGAUUUCCCGUACCUGGUGACUCGGUCAGCUAGUUGCGUCAGUUAUCUUCCAGGUAACAUGAUUAGUAUACGUCUGGCCGAAGCCAGUGAUACUGCCCUCGUUCAAGUCCGUCGAAAAUUACAGCCCUGCCACCUUUGCAUCCAACAACCGCAACACACGACUCGCGGCCGUUCAAGAUUCGGGCCUCGAACAUCACCGAUCAGCGAUUCCUGCGACUUCCCGUACCUGGUGACUCGGUCAGCUAGUAGCCUCAGUUAUCUUCCAGUCCGUCGAAAAUUACAGCCCUGCCACCUUUGCAUCCAACAAUCGCAACACACGACUCGCGGCCGUUCAAGUUUCGGGCCUCGAACAUCACCGAUCAGCGAUUCCUGCGACUUCCCGUACCUGGUGACUCGGUCAGCUAGUAGCGUCAGUUAUCUUCCAGGUAACAUGAUUAGUAUACGUCUGGCCGAAGCCAGUGAUACUGCCCUCGUUCAAGUCCGUCGAAAAUUACAGCCCUGCCACCUUUGCAUCCAACAACCGCAACACACGAGUCGCGGCCGUUCAAGUUUCGGGCCUCGAACAUCACCGAUCAGCGAUUCCUGCGACUUCCCGUACCUGGUGACUCGGUCAGCUAGUUGCGUCAGUUAUCUUCCAGGUAACAUGAUUAGUAUACGUCUGGCCGAAGCCAGUGAUACUGCCCUCGUUCAAGUCCGUCGAAAAUUACAGCCCUGCCACCUUUGCAUCCAACAACCGCAACACACGACUCGCGGCCGUUCAAGAUUCGGGCCUCGAACAUCACCGAUCAGCGAUUCCUGCGACUUCCCGUACCUGGUGACUCGGUCAGCUAGUAGCCUCAGUUAUCUUCCAGUCCGUCGAAAAUUACAGCCCUGCCACCUUUGCAUCCAACAAUCGCAACACACGACUCGCGGCCGUUCAAGUUUCGGGCCUCGAACAUCACCGAUCAGCGAUUCCUGCGACUUCCCGUACCUGGUGACUCGGUCAGCUAGUAGCGUCAGUUAUCUUCCAGGUAACAUGAUUAGUAUACGUCUGGCCGAAGCCAGUGAUACUGCCCUCGUUCAAGUCCGUCGAAAAUUACAGCCCUGCCACCUUUGCAUCCAACAACCGCAACACACGAGUCGCGGCCGUUCAAGUUUCGGGCCUCGAACAUCACCGAUCAGCGAUUCCUGCGACUUCCCGUACCUGGUGACUCGGUCAGCUAGUAGCCUCAGUUAUCUUCCAGUCCGUCGACAAUUACAGUCCUGCCACCCCUGCAUCCAACAACCGCAACACUCGAUUCGCGGCCGUUCAAGUUUUGAACAUCACCGAUUCCUGCGAUUUCCCGUACCUGGUGACUCGGUCAGCUGGUAG